AUGGGCGAGCUUGCUCAAAAUAUGGUGGAUGCGAAUGGCCCUAAUGAUAUUUCAGGAGCUUCAAUCAAGGUAUUCGAGGAUUGGCAGACGCAUUUCAAAGCGCCAGCUCAAUCGACCCAUCUUGCACUGCUCUCUUCGCUCAGAACUCGUUACAUGGGUUGGAAUGUGGUAGUCACUGACGGUCCAAGAACGGCUUUGAUCUCAUUUGCAAAAGCUGGGCAUGCCACUGCUGUCUUGGAUACUAAUUGUGAUGUCUAUGUGAAUGUGCGAGGCUACCAGCCUCCAAAGGGCAGAAUCUCAACAGAUCAAGGCGAGCUCCUAGACCACACCUCGUUUGGCAAAUAUGAUUACUCUUGGAAUGGACACUCCUUCAUUAUCUAUCACGCAGAGUUUGAAGACGACGGGAAUAUCAUGAGCAACUUGUACAUUCUGUCCAGGAUCAAACACCACGAAGCCAGGGGCGCUUCAACACCAGCUGCGGAUAGUUUGAUCACUGCGGCUUCGAAGUGGAAUAAUGAGCUCCACGACGAAAUUCUAGUUUUUGACCAACAACACUGGACCAAAGACAAAGAGUUGUUUGCAGCUGUCCGGUCGGCAAACUGGGAUGAUGUGAUCUUGGACAAGGACAUGAAGCAAGGCUUGAUCAAGGACGCUGAGACAUUUUUUGAUUGCGAACAAAGCAAUGGAAAAACUAUUAGUGUCAAGGCGCUGAUGCACUCCCUGGCUUCGAGACGGAAUCCAGUUCCAACUCUUUACGUCAAAAGCCUGGCUGGUUGCGGUAAUUCAUGGUACGCUAUUCGACAGAUUUUCGUUAGGGCUCGACAAUAUUCUCCCUGUCUCCUUUUAUUUGAGGACCUAGACAGCCUAGUGAACGAUGACGUCAAGUCAUUUUUCCUGAACGAAGUAGAUGGACUAGAAGACAAUAACGGUAUCAUGAUGAUCGGAAGCACCAAUCACCUCGAGCGUCUCGAUGCAGGCAUCUCGAAAAGACCAGGACGCUUUGAUAGGAAAUACCACUUCGCUCUUCCAGCGACACCAGAGCGGACUGCGUAUUGCAAUUACUGGAGAAAGAAGCUUCUUGCUAAUGAUGAGCUGGAAUUUCCAGAAGAACUCAACGACGUGAUAGCCUCUGUCAUACAAGGCUUCUCGUUCGCCUAUCUAAGAGAGGUCUUCGUAACAUCCUUGCUCACCAUAGUCGGUGCUGAGAAAGGUACAAACAAAGACAUUGAGGAUAUACCAGCAGUAGAGGAAGGGGUCAGCGAGCCGGAUAGGCUUCUUCUAUGGCGAGUCAUUAAGAAACAGAUUCAGACCUUGCGUAGUGAGAUGGAAGGGGCGCGAAAGAGUGCUGAAGAAGCGGAAAAUAAAUCCGAAGAGUAG
Molecule: messenger RNA, 1377 nt
Organism: Bacidia gigantensis
Lineage: Eukaryota; Fungi; Ascomycota; Lecanoromycetes; Lecanorales; Ramalinaceae
Exons: 2
Coding region: 1-1377 (458 amino acids)
Biological process (GO): protein import into peroxisome matrix
Cellular component (GO): peroxisomal membrane; cytosol
Molecular function (GO): ATP hydrolysis activity; ATP binding
Source: RefSeq, a predicted model, not a curated record